UUUCUUUUCAGUGCUCAAUUGGGAAUAUUAUAGUGAAGUGAACAAUAUAUGUGUCACCUUAAUAUGUGUUUGGGGUCCCUUGAUAUCUGAUUAUAAUGUUCUAUAUUAGUUUAUGGGAGGAAUUAUUGAAGACACCUUUAAGCUUUUGCGGGGACUUGGCCAUAUAAAUCUAUGGAAUAAUGGAGAUCGAAGUUGGACAGAGAUAGGAAUAACUAAUCUUUAAAGGGAACAUGAAACUAUUCUGUGUCAAUAGGUAUAUAGAUAAAGAUUUUAGUUAUAAAUGAGUGAGUUUUUUUGGCAUGUCACUAAGUUUUGAUGUUUUCUCUUUGCAAAAUGAGCUGUUCUUCACUUCUUGGCAGUUGGGAUUUUCCACUUGUUCCAGUUGAUCGAUGUGUUCUAAUCAUUCAGUGUCUUUAUUGAAGCAUCAUAUGAAUCUAUGCCCUUUUGAUUGUCAGAAUCACAUUUGGCAUUUAUCUGUUAUGUUUCAUUGCUUUGAAUUGCGUUUAAAUUUUUACUACUGUUGAGCUUUGGUAACAGAUGAACUUUGUAUUCUCUGAAUCAAAGGACAAAGAUGGCAGAGCCAUCCCCAACCACUGGUUCCUUUUUCAAGCUGCAGUUGAUGCAAGGCACGGGUCAAAAUACAACACUCUCUGCAGAGAAAAUAACCACCCGCAGAAACAAUACUGAUGAAAAAAUGUCCAGCAGUUUCGAGUUUAGCUUUCAUACUGGUGCUAGUUCUACAACUGGAUUAUCAUCUGCAGGGCUGUCGUAUCUUGGGGGAAUGAAUCCGAAUGGACCUGUAAUCCUUCAGGAUCAACGCUUCACUCAAUCUCCUGCACCUUCAUCUCUGCCAUCACAGUCAAUGCCUGUGAAUAUAGCCGAUUCAUCUAUAUGCAGCACUCCCGAUGAUUCAAAUCCAGGAGGACAUUCCAAUACAGGCAUCCCGGCAUCUUCUUCUGAUCAUAAAGAUAGCAUAUCUUCAGUCUCGGCAGAGAGAACAUCAGAUGAUGGGUAUAACUGGAGGAAAUAUGGGCAGAAACUUGUUAAAGGAAGUGAAUUUCCCAGAAGUUACUACAAAUGUACAUAUCCCAACUGUGAGGUGAAAAAGAUAUUUGAGCGUUCUCCAAGUGGACAGAUUACAGAGAUUUUCUACAAGGGCUCACAUGAUCAUCCAAAACCUCAAGCUCCGCGCCGGCAGAAUCCUGGGGCUCUUAUGGCCAUUCAAGAGGAUAAAUCUGAUAAGGAUUUGUCAUUCACCGGUCAAGAGGACAAGUUGAACGCAAGUCAUAUGGUAGAUCAAAACGGCUCCCCGGUGUUGUCACCCUUGCAAGCAAAUGAAGAUGGCGCGGAUGGCUCGGGGUCACAAAUUUUGGGAGUAAAUGAUGAUAAUGAAGAAGAAGAUCCUUUUAUGAAGCGGCGCAGGAAAAUGGAGGAUGGUAUUGACAUUACACCCGUGGUCAAGCCCAUACGUGAACCUCGUGUUGUUGUUCAGACAGUGAGCGAGGUUGAUAUACUGGACGACGGAUACAGAUGGCGCAAGUAUGGUCAGAAAGUGGUGCGCGGCAAUCCAAAUCCCAGGAGUUAUUACAAAUGCACGAGCGUGGGAUGCCCGGUGAGGAAGCACGUGGAGAGGGCAUCCCAUGAUCCGAAAGCUGUCAUAACCACAUACGAAGGCAAGCACAACCAUGAUGUCCCGACUGCCCGGAACAGCAGCCACGAAUUUGCCCUUGCUGCUGCCGCAUACACCGGAGCUUCAAAGUCGAGGCCGCAGGAAAGCGGUUCAGUAAGUCUUGACCUCGGCGUUGGAAUUGGUCGCCAUUCUAAUAACAGAGCCACCGAACCGGUGCAGCCCUUCGAUUCUGCAGGCCAAGUUUCUCAAAACCAUUCGACAACGAGCAUGAUGGGGAUUCAAGCGGCCCAACAACCACCUUGCUACGGCAUCGUCAACGGCGGCCUGAAUCUGUACGGAGGUGGUCGGAGCAAUCACGGUGAAGGUAGCCAUAAUAGCUUUCAGGCACAGCAGCUACAUCCUUCUAACCAAUGCCCCCCGAACAUUGGAAGAGUACAAACUGGACUUUGAAAUUGUAUCUGAAUUGUGAUAUAUUAAUUAUGGAAAAAUAUGAGAAAUAAAUUUUGCAAUUUCCUUUC
Molecule: messenger RNA, 2148 nt
Organism: Andrographis paniculata
Lineage: Eukaryota; Viridiplantae; Streptophyta; Magnoliopsida; Lamiales; Acanthaceae
Product: probable WRKY transcription factor 20
Exons: 6
Coding region: 572-2080 (502 amino acids)
Biological process (GO): regulation of DNA-templated transcription
Molecular function (GO): DNA-binding transcription factor activity; sequence-specific DNA binding
Source: RefSeq, a predicted model, not a curated record